Lodderomyces elongisporus is the source of this 2223-nucleotide messenger RNA. RefSeq names its product putative tubulin tyrosine ligase (gene PBY1). Gene Ontology annotation, biological process: protein modification process. NCBI's taxonomy places the organism in Eukaryota, Fungi, Ascomycota, Pichiomycetes, Serinales, Debaryomycetaceae. The transcript has a single exon. Gene Ontology annotation, molecular function: hydrolase activity; ATP binding; metal ion binding. Gene Ontology annotation, cellular component: P-body. The coding region runs from base 1 to 2223 and encodes 740 amino acids. The record is from RefSeq and is a predicted model, not a curated record.
AUGCACGUGUUAUUAACUAAUGAUGAUGGGCCCAUCGAUGACAAUGCCUGUCCUUAUAUGAAAUAUUUCGUUGAUGAGAUCAAGCAAGCCACAGACUGGGAUAUAUCUAUUGUGAUCCCAAAUCAACAGCGUUCCUGGAUCGGGAAGGCACACUUUGCAGGAAAAACUUUGGUGGCAACAUACAUAUACCCCAAGAACUCAACUUCUACCCCAAAUGAUCAGAUCAAUGCAUACGAAGGACCUUUUGAUCACCCUAUAGCAAAGUACAAUGAUGACCCCGAAUACCAGGAAUGGUGUCUCAUCAAUAGUACACCGGCAGCGUGUGCUGAUAUUGGUAUCCACCAUCUCUAUAGACACUCAAAGAACAAGCCCGUGGACUUGGUUAUUAGUGGACCCAAUUUCGGCAAAAACUCAAGCAAUUUGUACAUUUUAGCAAGCGGAACUGUUGGUGCUGCUAUGGAAGCAGUUACCCAUGGCGUAAAAGCGAUUGGAUUGAGUUAUGCAUUCAACAAUUUGGACCAUGACUUUUAUAUAUUGAAAAAAGCAGCACAAAUUUCAGUAAAGUUGAUUGAAAGGCUAUAUGUCCAAUUACAACAGAAUAAGGAUGUGGAUAUUUUCUCCGUUAAUGUGCCGUUGGUCCCCUCCCUUGACCUUGAAAAGACCAGGAUCCAAUAUGCACCAAUUUUUAAAAACACAUGGAAAUCGAUAUAUGCACCCAAGCCAGAGCCCAACGAUAAGGGACAAUUGGAAUUUUACUGGGCACCUGACUUUAAGCAAGUUUACAAAGACGGAUUGGAGGACCACGCUCACACGGACAGCAGAGUGCUUCUUAAUGAAGGAAUCAGCGUAACACCUUUGAAAGCUUGUUUUCAAACCGUGGAUGCAUUAGUUGGCGAAAUAAAUCUCAACGACGAGACAAAUACACCAUUGUCCAACCCAAGAGGUACAAGCACAGGUUUUGAAAAUAACACUUUUUUGAUAACAAUUCCCAAAGACUCAUACUUGUACGAGCCAUUAGUUGAACCGUUUAAACAACUAGGAUAUACGAUAUCAACAGACCCCAAAGUGAUUGAUGAUAUUGGUAAAAAUGGUAAAAAGGAUGAUGACGCUGUAAAUGACGAGAAACAAAGUGAAAGUUUGGACCAGCGAGUGUUUCAUUAUGGUGAGUAUGAAGAUAUCGAUUUGGACAAACUCGACAAUAAAAACUAUUUUAUUCCAUCGUAUAUAUACAGGAAGGCACUUAUUCGAAAGCAUUAUUUAGCAAACACUGUUCAUCAUUAUAUAACAAAACACCCCGAAUCAAUAUUGAAGAAAGCAGUCCCUGAAAACUAUCAAUUGGAGUUGGACUAUGCUGAAUUCUUAGAUGAUUCAUUGGAUGAUUCCUAUGAACUAAGGGAUGCAAUUGAACAGGGGGAUAGUAUGUGGAUUGUUAAACCUAGUAUGAGUGAUAAAGGUCAAGGCAUUGGGAUUUUCAAAACGGUGCAACAACUCCAAAACUAUUUUGACUCUUUUGAUAAUGACGAUGAUGACGAGGAAGAAGAAGAAGAAGAGGAAAAGGUGGAGCAUAGCGAAAUAAAGAAUGAAAAGGAAAGUAAGAAAAAUGGAUUGAUAUUAUCGCACUUGAGACACUUUAUUGUUCAAAAAUACAUUUCCAACCCAUUGCUCUUACCGGAAUAUGGACGUAAAAAGUUUCAUUUAAGAACAUAUGUGGUGGCACAGGGCGAUCUAAAUGUAUUUGUGUACAAACAUAUCCUUGCUUUGUUUGCUGAUCAAGAAUACCCAGAUUCCACAAAUCAAAAAGAUGAAGAGCAAAUAGAGAUGGGAGGUCAUCUUACCAAUACAUGUUUACAAGCUGAGUCAGACAUUUUAGUGGUUCCUUUCUGGAAAUUGAGCGGCUUGAAUCAAACCCAAAAAGAUCAAAUUUACAACCAGGUGUUGGAGAUAACUAAAGAAGUAUACCAAGCUGCUGCUUCAGUCGACAAAUUGAACUUCCAACCAUUGGAAAAUGCAGUUGAAUUUUUUGGAGUAGACUUUUUAGUCGACGACAACUUAGAUGUGUACUUGUUAGAGGUCAAUUCGUACCCUGAUUUCAAACAAACUGGUGAGGAUUUAAAAGAUAUCAUUACAGAGUUAUUUGACGCCACAGUAAAGACUGUGAUUCAUCCUAUGGUGACCAAUACCAAAAUAAACACAACUAGUGAGAGUUUGUGCAAAGUACUUUAG